UCGUGAAGGCCUGGGUCUGUUUUUCGUUCUGAGGCAUAUAAAAGGUGUCACCGCUUUCACACACACUCGCUGACAGCUUUGCAAAGUGUUACGCUCUCUUUACCAGAGAAAAACCUGCAAACCCUGAGUUCUUUUGCUAAGAUGCCGCUUCCGCCUGUUGCCUAUGGAAAUUGGGAUGCUCUGCCCAAGAAGGUUCAAGAAUUUGUGGAGGAGAAUGCAAAGUUGAUGACACCCGCUCAGAUUCACAUCUGCGAUGGAUCAGACGCAGAGAAUAAAGCCAAUAUUGAAGUUUUAUUGAAUAAGGGGGCCGCUGUGCCCUUAGAAAAGCAUGAAAAUUGCUAUGCCGUGUUCACUGAUCCACAAGAUGUGGCAAGAGUAGAAUCAAGGACCUUUAUCUGCACCAAGUGCAAGGAUGAUGCUGUACCCCACUUCAAGGGAAAGGUGGGCAAGCUGGCACGUUGGAUGUCACUAGAAGAAGCACACAAGAAGCUUUACGAAGAGCGUUACCCAGGCUGCAUGACAGGUCGCACCAUGUAUGUCCUACCAUUCAGCAUGGGCCCUGUAGGAUCUCCCAUCUCCAAGAUUGGCAUCCAGCUGACAGACUCUGAGUACGUGGUGUGCUGCAUGCGGAUCAUGACCCGCAUGGGAAGCCAUGUCCUAAAAGCUCUGGGGGAUGGGGACUUCGUGCGCGGUGUUCAUUCUGUUGGAUUCCCUCUGAAAGAAGGAGUUAAAGAAGUACCGUGGCCAUGUGACCCAGAGAGGACCCUGAUUACGCAUUUCCCUGCUACCCGCGAGAUCAAGUCCUAUGGCAGUGGAUAUGGAGGGAACUCUCUGCUUGGCAAGAAGUGCUUUGCUCUCAGGAUUGCAAGCAACAUUGCCCAUGACGAAGGCUGGCUGGCAGAGCACAUGAUGAUCAUGGGUCUGACAAACCCCGAAGGGAAGAAGAUCUACAUUGCAGCAGCAUUCCCAAGUGCCUGCGGAAAGACCAACCUGGCCAUGUUGACCCCUACCAUCCCUGGCUGGAAAUGCGAGUGCGUAGGAGAUGACAUCAACUGGAUGUGGUUUGACAAAGACGGCACCUUGCGCGCCAUCAAUCCAGAGAGUGGAUUCUUUGGAGUGUGUCCCGGUACUACCUUUACAUCCAACCCAAUUGCUAUGAAAACAUUCCAGAAAGACACCAUCUUCACAAAUGUGGCAGUGACUAGUGACGGAGACUUCUGGUGGGAGGGACUUGCUCCACCUGCAGAAGGUAUCAAAAUCAGAUCAUGGAAGGGAGAUCCUGACUGGAAGCCAACAGAGAAUGGACCGACAGCAGCUCACCCCAACUCCCGAUUCUGCGCACCUAGUGACCACUGCCCCAUCAUGGACAAGGAUUGGGAAAACCCCGCUGGCGUGCCCAUCAGCGCCAUCCUGUUUGGCGGGCGUCGCCCAUAUGGCGUUCCCUUGGUGAUGCAGAGCUUCAACUGGCAGCACGGAGUGUUUCUGGCCACUUCGUUGUCAUCGGAAACAACAGCUGCUGCCGAAUUUAAGGGGAAGGCUGUGAUGAGGGAUCCAUUUGCCAUGAGGCCGUUCUUCGGGUACAAUUUUGGCAAGUAUCUGGAACACUGGCUCAACCUGUCAAAAGAUCCCAAGAAAAAGCUUCCGCUCAUCUUCCAUGUCAACUGGUUCAGGCUUGAUAAGAAUGAACACUUCCUUUGGCCAGGGUUUGGGGAGAACUCGCGCGUGCUUGAGUGGGUGUUCCGGCGUGUGCACGGAGAAGAAAUUGCUGAUCCGUCCCCGGUCGGACUCCUUCCCAAGUAUGGCUCUCUUAACCUCGACGGACUCAAAGACCCGGUGACUCCUGAGGCAUGGAACGAGAUGUUCUCCAUCCCAAAAGAUUACUGGCUGGAGGAAUUAACUGAACUGCGCAAGUACUUCACGGAUGAGGUUGGAAUAGAUCUUCCUAAAGCCAUUGAAGAUGAGCUCAAUGCCCUUGAGAAUCGUCUGAAAAAAAUGGAGUAGCCAGCUUAGUAGUGUAACUAUGCUCUGCUUUGUGGCAGCACGGAGAAACUCUACUUGAACGCACAGGAUAAGAAGACAUUCGUUAAUGCAAGAAGUUAACUCCCUGGUUAAUGUUUGUGUUUGAAAAUUGAUCCUUUUUUUUAGGAGCUCCUGUUCUUAGGAACCUGUAAAACUUUGUUCACUUAAAAUAAAUAAAAAAAAGGUUAAUCAA
Molecule: messenger RNA, 2212 nt
Organism: Nematostella vectensis (starlet sea anemone)
Lineage: Eukaryota; Metazoa; Cnidaria; Anthozoa; Actiniaria; Edwardsiidae
Product: phosphoenolpyruvate carboxykinase, cytosolic [GTP]
Exons: 7
Coding region: 142-2001 (619 amino acids)
Biological process (GO): cellular response to glucose stimulus; propionate catabolic process; response to lipid
Cellular component (GO): cytosol
Molecular function (GO): phosphoenolpyruvate carboxykinase (GTP) activity; manganese ion binding; GTP binding
Source: RefSeq, a predicted model, not a curated record